CGGUCAUGUGAUCAGCUGUGACCAAUCACAGCUGAUCACAUGGCACUGAUGAUCAGUGUAGCCCCAGCAGUGCCACCUGUCAGUGUCCAUCAGUGCCUUGUGUCAGUGCUCAUCAGUGCCUCUUUCCAGUGCCCAUCAGUGCCACAUCAAUGCCACAUAUCAGUUCCUACCAGUGCACAUCAAUGCCAGAUAUCAGUGCCCAUCUGAGCUGCCUUUCAGUGCCCAGUGCCAUAUAUCAGUGUCAUAUCAGUGCCCAUCAGUGAUGCCUGUCAAUGCCACCUACCAGUGCCUCCUCAUCAGUGCCCAUCAGUGCCACCUAUCAGUGUCCAUCAGUGCAGCCUAUCAGUGCCCAUCACUGGAGCCUCAUUAGCGCACAUCAGUG
Staurois parvus is the source of this 382-nucleotide messenger RNA. Lineage: Eukaryota; Metazoa; Chordata; Amphibia; Anura; Ranidae. The record is from the annotation of a GenBank genome assembly.